Molecule: messenger RNA, 225 nt
Organism: Dibothriocephalus latus
Lineage: Eukaryota; Metazoa; Platyhelminthes; Cestoda; Diphyllobothriidea; Diphyllobothriidae
Source: the annotation of a GenBank genome assembly
AUGGGCAAUGGAAAGAUACAGGAGGACAGUGCUUCAGAUGUGAUGUACAACGUCGCCCGUUGGUGCGGAAAUGCUGAAAUUGGGACGGGUGAGACCCGAGAAUGUGGCAACAAACUGCCGAAAUUGAUUAUUAAGUUCAAGCUCCACAACGGCAAAUUGGUGGGACACCUCAGGCGAGUGCAGACCUCAAACGGUCAGCUUGGCUGUGUAGUCGUGCAGGUUUGA